UAAUUAUAUUGAGUUAGUAUUUUUGGUACAAUUCUGUUGAAUGUCGGUCUGUGCGAACGUGCGGCACGAUGGGGAAGGGUUUCGACUAUAUCAAGGAUUUGGUGGUGAACUUCAAGUUGGAUUGGUGUUGCUGGGUGAUCCCUGUUAGGAUAGGACUCUUCAUUACUGGAUACUUUAACAUUAUUUUAGCGGUAACAUCUCUAGUGGGCAUAGCAGAUGAUAGUUUUGUGCCAAUCCUGGUACAAGUGCAGAUGACAAUACUCGAUGACAAAUCCACCAAACCCGCCCCCAUGAUAGCGUACUCCGUGGAGCUAGCGUUCAACGUAAUACUACUAUGUGCUUUGUAUCGGAAAGACAUGACGCUGAUGCGCGUCUACAUGAAGUACUGCAUCGCAGCGAUCAUCACUUCCAUCAUGUUCUACUCCAUGGUGGUCGCUGCCAUCGGCGUCGUCGUCACCAUCGCUAUGGUUCUCAGCAUAUUGUUCCAAAUAUACGUCUUGAUACUGGUACGAAGUAUCCUGGUAGAAAUGCGGCUAGAACUGAAGGCUGCAGCGGAACCUACGCUGGUGAUGAGCACGUUACUCCAGGAGGAACAAGAGAGGGCGGAGAAAGAGAAAACGGAAGCAGACGUUGAAGCACCACCACCGCCAGCUGAAUCCGAAGAACAGGUGGAAAGGAGACCAGAAACUGCACUCGAAACAGUUGACGAACACCCCAGGGAAGAGACGACUCAACAAAGAGAAUAAACGCU
Molecule: messenger RNA, 751 nt
Organism: Spodoptera exigua (beet armyworm)
Lineage: Eukaryota; Metazoa; Arthropoda; Insecta; Lepidoptera; Noctuidae
Source: the annotation of a GenBank genome assembly